Messenger RNA from Closterium sp. Yama58-4, 993 nucleotides. Lineage: Eukaryota; Viridiplantae; Streptophyta; Zygnematophyceae; Desmidiales; Closteriaceae. The record is from the annotation of a GenBank genome assembly.
AUGCUUCAGGUGUACACCCCCCUUCCCGUGCACCACCAGGCGUGCAUCGCCAACAAGGCGCGUUCCCAAGCAAAGCACUCCCUAACCUUCAAGGAAAAGCUUGAACGCAUCGCUCGGCUUAGCUGUUCUACCACGAACGCUUCAGAGUUUUCCGGGACGGCGACUGAGAUCGGAAUCACACGGGAUCGUUCCGAAUGGAUGGCGAGAAUGUAUCCUGGAGGCAAACCUCUUUAUCUUGGGAGCAGGAGCACCCCGGAGGAGGCUGCCAGGCUCUACGACAUGGUGAAGGAAUGCUAUGGAGAGCGAUACGACGACGAGAGAGUUUCGGCUAUGAGAACGAUGUUGCGUCACGUGCCUGCGGGGAGCGGCAACCCUCAGGUGGUGGCUCGUGCCAGGGGCGGCCCUCAGGUGACGCGUGCCAGGGGCGGCCCUCAGGUGACGCGUGUCAGGGGCGGCCCUCAGGUGACGCGUGCCAUGGGCGGCCCUCAGGUGACGCGUGCCAGGGGCGGCCCUCAGGUGACGCGUGUCAGGGGCGGCCCUCAGGUGACGCGUGCCAUGGGCGGCCCUCAGGUGACGCGUGCCAGGGGCAGGCGUGAAGCAGAGGCGCUGGGUCGCGGCGAAGGGGCGGGUGUGGGGAGGAAGGCGCGUGGAGGCCGGGGCGGCUCAGCAAGAAGACACAGUGGAGAUGGAGGUGCGGACACAAUGUCUGAAGUGGAUGACGAGGAGGCUGACGAGGAGGAAACGGACGAGGAAGAUGAAUACCGAGAGGAGGAGGAGGAGGAGGAGGAGGAGGAGGAGGAGGAGGAGGAGGAGGAGGAGGAGGAGGAGGAGGAGGAGGAGGAGGAGGAGGAGGAGGAGGAGGAGGAGGAGGAGGAGGAGGACGAGGACGAGGAAGAGGAGGAGGAAGGGGAGGUGGUGGUGGUAGAGGAGGAGGAGGAGGAAGAGGAGGUGGUGGUUGUGGAGGAGGAAGAAGAAAAAGGAGGGAGGAGCUGA